Messenger RNA from Asparagus officinalis (garden asparagus), 727 nucleotides. RefSeq lists its product as uncharacterized. Bases 186 to 485 code for a protein of 99 amino acids. The transcript has 2 exons. Lineage: Eukaryota; Viridiplantae; Streptophyta; Magnoliopsida; Asparagales; Asparagaceae. The record is from RefSeq and is a predicted model, not a curated record.
GACCCGUUAACGAGAAGGCGAAAUCCGACCCGAUACCUAUACAAGCAAGGGGAGCGGGACCCAUUUUAAAGCUGAAGGUGAAGAAGGAGGUUGAUGACGUGGAGCUCUCUGAGAGCUACACGUGCGUAAUAUCUCGGGACAGAGGAGGGACGGUGAGAAAAAGGGUUUAUCUUGGUGAUGGGUUGAUGGUGGUGGAUGGCAUUGAUGAUAAAUUUGAGAUGAAUUCAGGGGCGUUUUCGGAGUCGCCAGCGGCGACGGGGGGUUUCUUGAGCUGCUGUUGUCUCUGUGGGAAGAAGCUUCAUGGGCUUGACAUUUUCAUGUACAGAGGAGACGAAGCCUUCUGCAGUGUGGAGUGCAGAUGCAAGCAAAUUCUGAGCGAUGAACGCAAAGAAAAAUGUUGGUCUAAAGCAGAGAAACCUCAUGAAUCCCCUCUCUCCCCCUAUCUUGCUCCCUUACCAUUUGGUGCUGGUGUUGCAGCAGCUUAAGCAUCUUUUACAAGAUUAUAGUAUACAUAAACCGAAACAAAUGAGGAGGGGAAAAAAAUAAAAAAUGGGUGUUCGAAUUAAAUAAAAUGGCGGUGUUGCCCUUAUUUUACAUCAUGGGUUUUCUGAGUUUUGCAACAUAUUAUCUUUUGAUAGGAUGGAUACAUAUGAUACUUACAUAGGUUUCAUACAGCCGAGAAAACUGGAGCGAUUUUGGUAUCCUAAAUGAGUACCUGAAAUUUUGA